Messenger RNA from Penicillium canescens, 297 nucleotides. RefSeq lists its product as uncharacterized. NCBI's taxonomy places the organism in Eukaryota, Fungi, Ascomycota, Eurotiomycetes, Eurotiales, Aspergillaceae. The record is from RefSeq and is a predicted model, not a curated record. The transcript has a single exon. The coding region runs from base 1 to 297 and encodes 98 amino acids.
AUGGCUUGGUUGCGUUCUCGCAUUGAGAGGGACGUCACCAUUGAAAUCGGCACAAUGCGCGACAAAAGUGCACAGCCAGUUCCACUUGACGUUCUGAUGAAAUGGAUGGAAACAACGAUGGACAUCCGCGGUCUCUCUUAUCCCUCGCACAUUAUCGAAACCGAACACGGAGACCUUUAUUCUGGACCGAAGAUUCCAAGGCAAGGUCUACCUCAAGGGAAUGCUUCUUCCCGCGUCGGCUUCCAGGACGUUGAAGUUGGGUUACAAUUUCGCAAAAGGGCAGUUCAGUCGGGAUAG